Messenger RNA from Lutra lutra (Eurasian river otter), 827 nucleotides. RefSeq names its product brain expressed X-linked 4 (gene BEX4). The record is from RefSeq and is a predicted model, not a curated record. Gene Ontology annotation, cellular component: nucleus; cytoplasm. Bases 237 to 599 code for a protein of 120 amino acids. NCBI's taxonomy places the organism in Eukaryota, Metazoa, Chordata, Mammalia, Carnivora, Mustelidae. The transcript has 3 exons.
GGCCUCACGUGAGCCGCCAACGCUGACUCGCGCGCCUAGCUGUAGCGUCAGAGCCGGCUUUAGCUCGCUCACUUCUCGGUGUCUACACCCGGUGGCCGUGCUGGCGUGCGGGCCAGAAGCGGUCCCGAAGAGUCAGACGCGGAGGGGAAGUAGGUGUGCAGGUCUAAGUGUCGCGGCGGCGCACUCUUCGGGAGAAUCGGGAGGAGGAGGAGACUGCAAGGAUAGGCCCAGGAGCAAUGGCGUCCAAACAGAAACCAGCGGUGAAAAAUGUCAAUAUGGAAAAUGCCCAGCAGGAAAACGAAGGAGAGGAACAGGGCCCCGUGCAGAAUGAAGAGGAAUCACGCAAUUCGAAAGGGGGUGAAGGCCAGAAGCAUGGAAGAAAUGUCAGGCUGGGGCGAAUAAGACGACUUGUCCCUAAUUUUCGGUGGGCCAUACCUAGCAGGCAUACUGAUCACAAUGAAGUGGGAGGUGAGGAGGAAAAGUUUGUAGGGCAGAUGAUGGAGGUCAAGAGAAAGACUAAGGAGCAGCAAAUGAGACAUCAUAAGCGCUUUCAGACUCCUGAACCUGAUAAUCAUUAUGACUUUUGCCUUAUACCUUGAAACCUAAGGUUUUCUCCAAGGUUGUUAAUGUGGCCUCGGCUCUACAAGCUUGUAGUUUUGUGAUUUACUUUUUCUGUAAAGCUUUUGGUGUUUCCACUUACCAGUUUGUAAUUAAAUAUUGUUUUGUCUCAAGUGUAAAAUUUUCUGCCCUGUAGGGCAAUUUCACUCAGUUUUAGGAAAAACUAUUCCUUUCAUAAAGUGAAAUUAAUAAAGCAGUUUAAAAAGCAA